Molecule: messenger RNA, 579 nt
Organism: Cynocephalus volans (Philippine flying lemur)
Lineage: Eukaryota; Metazoa; Chordata; Mammalia; Dermoptera; Cynocephalidae
Gene: EPO
Product: erythropoietin
Exons: 5
Coding region: 1-579 (192 amino acids)
Biological process (GO): positive regulation of Ras protein signal transduction; erythropoietin-mediated signaling pathway; positive regulation of cell population proliferation
Cellular component (GO): extracellular region
Molecular function (GO): erythropoietin receptor binding; protein kinase activator activity; cytokine activity
Source: RefSeq, a predicted model, not a curated record
AUGGGGGUGCACGAAUGUCCUGCCCUGCUGCUGUGGCUGUCCUUGCUGCUGCUUCCUCUGGGCCUCCUAGUCCUGGGCGCCCCCCCACGCCUCAUCUGUGACAGCCGAGUCCUGGAGAGGUACAUCCUGGAGGCCAAGGAGGCCGAGAAUGUCACGAUGGGCUGUGCAGAAGGCUGCAGCUUGAGUGAGAAUAUCACCGUCCCAGACACCAAAGUUAACUUCUAUGCCUGGAGGAGGAUGGAGGUCGGGCAGCAGGCCAUAGAAGUCUGGCAGGGCCUGGCCCUGCUCUCAGAAGCCAUCCUGCGGGGUCAGGCUCUGUUGGCUAACUCCUCCCAGCCAUCAGAGACCCUGCAGCUGUAUGUGGACAAAGCCGUCAGUGGCCUGCGAAGCCUCACCUCCCUGCUUCGGGCACUGGGAGCCCAAAAGGAAGCCACCUCACCUCCAAAUGCAGCCUCAGCUGCUCCACUCCGAACAUUUACUGUUGAUACUUUGUGCAAACUUUUCCGAAUCUACUCCAAUUUCCUCCGGGGAAAGCUGAAGCUGUACACGGGGGAGGCCUGCAGGAAAGGGGACAGGUGA